GCGUUAAAUAUAUUGCAGGUUGCGGUAAUGUAUUUCCUGGAGUACCAACCAUUGGAGAAAACUGCCAGUAUAGAUGUCAUUGUUAUAACGAUGACAAAUGCAGCGAAUCAAAAGGUUGUAUAAACGGAAGAUGUGAACAUGGUUGGAUGGGGCCACAUUGUCAAUACCGUAAUAUUGCCAAAAAUUUCAAGGAGACUGCGCAAGAAGGAGAAAAUUUUAUUCAUCAUUCGGACCUUGCAGUUGACGGCAAUUUACAAACCUGCAGUGAAACAAAUAUUGCCCAAUCCAAUGGUAAACAAGCUUGGAGAGUUCAGUUAGACAGGACAUAUCGUCUUGUCGGAGUGAAAAUUCAUAUACUGGACAACGAUAUUGAAAAUUUCGCAAGCUUUCGGAUAGAGACAGGGCCCACGAGUUUGAGCUUUCCAAACUUAUGUUACGAACAGCAAAAUAAACCAGAAUCCUCUGUGAUCGAAAUAAUGUGUUUGGAGCCAGACGAAACACAGAACAUCAGAAUUACCCAAUUGUCAGAAAAUAUUCCGCUGCGAAUCUGCGAAUUUGAGAUAUAUGGAGGAAGAGAAAUUGCAUUCAACAAGCCGACAAACCAGUCGACAAAUUAUGAAUCUUGGUUGUCUCAUCGAGCCGUCGAUGGUCGUUAUCCUAAUGAGGGUGAAGAACUGAUUAUUGAAGCGAAUACAUGCUCGAGAACAGACGGAUUAGAAAACAAUCCUUGGCUGAAAAUAGACCUUCAACAAGACUUUAAGAUACAAGAUAUGAGCUUCUAUGGUCGACAAUCAACAUCAGAACAAUCCAAGGGUUUCUACAUAUCAGUUGGUGAGUUUGCACAUAGUGCAAAUACUAUUUUCCAAGAUAACGUUGACGGGACGACCAAUCCUGCCGACUAUAGUCCCCGUAGCACAGAACUAACUACUGAAUAUGAAGCAAACGUGGUAAAAAUUGGUAUGCAACCAUUCAGCGGGACAGCUACAUUGUCAGUAUGUGAAAUGCAUAUAUUUGCAGAGUGUGUUGCGAAUAAAUGCGGCUGGAGCUGUGAAAAGAAUUGUUACUGCAAUGGAGAAAUAACGGGGAAAAUGAAAAUAGACGGUAUUUGCCCAAAUGGGUGUUCUGGAAGAUGGACAGGAAAAAAUGAUACAUGUGAUAUUGAAUGUAGUGAAACAGAAUGGGGUGAAAUGUGCAAACGGAAGUGCGGAAACUGCUUGAAAUUUCCUUGUGAUCUGAAAACUGGACAGUGUAGUGGUGGUUGCAGUGGACCCUGGCUUCCUCCGCUCUGCACACAGGUUUGUGAAAGCGGCACGUAUGGCACAAACUGUCUUAAACGAUGUGGACAUUGUGUUAACGGAACUACCUGUGACAUUAGGACUGGCUUUUGUCUUCAAGGUUGUGAUCCAGGAUGGCAGGGUGAUCAUUGUGACACAGAAUGCCCGUCACAACGUUUCGGAUCAGACUGUAAACAACGCUGUUACUGUUAUGACGGUGUCGAUUGUAGUAAGGAUUCAGGAAAAUGCCCAGGUGACUGUGCCCCAGGAUAUAGUGGCAUUCAUUGUAAUAAUGUAUGCCCUUCUGGUCGCUAUGGACUUACGUGUGCGCACGCGUGUGGUAAAUGUCGCAAUGACCAGACAUGUGACCGCAUAAAUGGGAGAUGCAAGGAUGGAUGCAAACCAGGAUAUGAAGGGGCACUCUGCAAACACGAGUACAAUUUGAUUGAAAGUAUAAAGGAACACGUAGUUACAAGGAUUUCAUCAGUUGCAGCUGGUUGGGACGAGGAAAGAGCAAUUGACGGUGAUAUUGGCCCGGAUCCUAAUACGUGCCAGUGCUGCAGUUCUACAGAAAAUGCAGCUGUAUCUUGGUGGCAUAUAGACUUAGGAAAACAGUAUCCACUGAAAUCAGUUGAGGUUUUCCCAAGAAGCAAUGAGAACAUAUUUCAGCAAACGCAAGGCUUCAACCUGACCUUGAAAAAUUCAACACACGAACCUGGAAUCGUUGUAUAUACCAAUAGACAGAUAGCAGACACUGAACCCGUGAUUAUUGAUAUACCGAACGUUCCAACGAAAUUGAUUGAAAUACGCAGAGCCGGGAAACUCACUAUUUGUGAAAUAAUGGCACGGGAAGGAGACUGCUCCAUUGGCCGUUACGGUGAGGAAUGUGAACUGUUCUGCUACUGUGCCGACGGAAAACCUUGCGACAGAAGAACCGGAAUAUGUGCUACACCAGUUUGCGAUGUUGGUUGGUCCGGCAAAGCUUGCAACACAAAAUGUCCCGAAGGUUAUUACGGUCAAAACUGUGCUCUGAGAUGCGGCAGUUGUAAACUCAAUACAUGUCACCCUGAAACGGGAGUUUGUGAAGGCGGGUGCUCUGAAGGUUUUACAGGGUGUUUAUGUUCACAGGAAUGUCAAGCCGGAUACUUUGGAAUGGACUGUUCUAGUAAAUGCGGAAAAUGCAAACGUGGUGAAACAUGUGACAGAAUAACCGGAGUUUGCAACAAUGGUUGUGAAACUGACUACGCUGAACCCAGCUGUAACGAUCAAAGUACAAGCAGCUCCGCAGUAACGGUUUUCUCUGUGUCUUGCCUGUUUUGGUCGCUUGUACUUUUUCUAUGCCAGUGAGGACAUGUUGUUGAAUUUUAAAGGACGUUAAAACUUUUUGGAUAGCAGUAUUAACAAGGACCAUUUUAUCAAAUGGCUUUGAAAACACUUCAGUGAUUUGUACUACUUAAAAACUAGAAACAAGGCGUUAUCAUACAAAUACUGAAUAUUUACCCUGUUGUGUGUGAACAAAUUUUGUGUAUAUAAACUAUUUUCAUUUUGAUGUUAUAUUAGCUUAAAAUCUUUAUGUUGAAUGCUGCGUUUACUUUAUAUUAUAUGGCUGCUACAUGAUUUGAAUAUAAUGAAGAUUUUAGAGAUGGUACCUAAAAAUCAAAUUCAUCUUUUCAGCUUUUUAUGCCCCCGAAGGGAGGCAUAUUAGUUUUCAACUGUCCGUCCGUUCGCUCGUUAUUUCAUUCGUUCGUUCGUUCGUCACAACGUUAACUUUUUGCAUGAAGGCCAUUUACUCGCGAACCACUGCACCCAGGACCUUCAAACUUCACAUGCUGAUAGUACUUAUUGAGUACACGAUCCCUAUUGACUUUGGGGUCACCAGGUCAAAGGUCAAUGUCACCAGGUCAAAGGUCGAGGCGCUGCGGGGGCAUUUGUCACCAUUAGUGACAGCUCUUGUUUUCAGAGUGAAAUGGUAGCUAAGUGCACCAAUAUACUAAGUAUAUUUAUGGUUUUCCUCUUCUCCAUGUAAAAAUAGAAAUAUUUGAUAUUUAAAAUGAAAUGACUUUCUCAAAAUAUCUCAGGAUAACUCUUGUAUUGAAUGUUUUCCAAUGAUUUAAGGAUUUCCCUAAUUAUAGCCUAUAUCAAAAGUUUCCACAGCUAAAUGAAUUCAAUAGAGUAUACUAUAGUAGUAUAGAGUAACUUUAGUCUACUUUCAACAGUUUCAAAGAGCCUAUAGUGAACUUCCUUUUAAAAUUUAAUAAAAUCAAAUUCCAAGACAAUCAAAGAGUCUAAAUCUCCUGAAAAAAAUCUGAGUGAAAGAGAAUCACAUGCUCUUUAUUACAAGCUUACCAAAACAUUACCAAACAUUUACCUGAAAGAAGUUAUAAAAGAUUGUACAAUAUAAAGUUAACAAACUCCUACACCAUUUUACCAUCAGUAUUUUCCACUUAUGAAUGCACACAAAUCAGGUGAUAAUUGUUGAUAAAAUUGUAAAUGAGGGGCCUCAACAUUUUUUUUUUCAAGUUGUGUAAACAGUUCAAAUUGUAAAUCAAUGUUGAUUUCUGAAGUUACCCGCUUACUAUGUUUACGACAAUAAAUAAAACGUCUUUUAGUUUGUUUAAGGUAGUUCACCUGUAUCGGAAAUCAUCAAAUAAAGUAAUAUCCAUUAUGCUUUUUCAGCAUUUAUUCGUUUUUCAUGAAAAGCAAUGAUCGUGAUAGUUCCAUUCAGGGAAUGUUGAAUUGCUUAAAAUACAUUGCAUAGAGCCAUUUCCUAUUAGGUCUCUUAAAAUGUUGUAAUUACAACCACUAUCUUUAAACAUUGUAAUUUUAUUUGAUGACAAUGACUUUUUGUGUUACAUUAUUUGCAGCAAAGUACUCUUGAACAGUUAGGGAAAUGCUUUAAGAUGACUAAAGUAUAAGAAACACUUCCAAAAUGAAUCAUUGAAGUGAUGAGUAUAAGCAGUCUAGCUAUUUUGUUACACAAACGUGAUACCAAUUUAACUUUUUUAUUUCUCAUUGUUGGAUAUAUGCAUUUUAUAUUUCAAUAUAUAAAUUUUGUGUAAAACAAUGUAUCAUCAUUGAGAACAAUAAAUAACUUUGGCUAAAAGAUGAAAACUUGAUAACGUUUCACAAUGUCUGAAAAUUUCUUUGAAGGAAUUUAUGCAUUAUUUUACUUUAUCUUCAUGCACUACUAAACUUUCUAUCAGGGCCUCACUACAACUUAUAAAAGAACUGUCAAUGUAAGCUAUGAGAAAAGGAUGCGUGUUGUAUAUUGAAUACAAUGAGAUUUUAACAAAUUUAAGUCUUAUUUUGUCUGCCUGAUCAGUCGUUGGAAGAAAGGAUCUAUCUGAUCUUUCUUUCAUUUUUGGCCAAUGUUUUAUGUUGGUUUCAUUUUAAGAGCUGAAAUAAGACUUUUCUCGAAACACAUCACAAUUAGUCUUAAUAGUCAUAAAUCGAUUGUAUAUAUUAUAAAAUGAUGUUUUCAAUGCAAAAUAAUCAUUAAAUUUGAAAAAAAUUGAAUUUCGACCAUAUUUUGAGUAGAUGCGCCUAUUUCGGCAGCAAUUUUUGCAAUAGAAAGGCCAAUAUUUUGUCUCCAGAAUGUGUGAAAAUGCACAAUGCAUCCAUUUGAGUCAUAUUCAUGACGGAAUGAAUGAUAUUUCAGAAUCAAAGUGAAAAAUAAUGCAUACAUGUGAAACUUUUACCAAAAUUUACAAUGAAGCGACCAUAGAGCCUAAAUUUAGCCCAGAAAAUGUGUAGGGGGCGGCCUCACUUAAAUGUCUAUAUUUCUCUUAAAUCUCGAAUUUUCACAAUGAAACUUGUUAACAUGUUCGGUAUUACAUCUUUCUUGAAAAUAGAGAUGAAAAUGUUAUGAAAUUUGAUAAAAAGAUAUUUCUUAUAGGUUAUAAUGCAGUAAUUCGGUCCAAAAUGUGCUUCCGUGGUGUAGUCAAAGAAAUCCCUAAUAAAUAGAUCCUAAUUUUUCCAUUUUUCGCGCAAUUGCGCGUAAAUCGGGGGCCAAAUGGACAUUAUUUCACUCGUGGAAUGAAUUAUACAUAAAAUAGGACACGUUUCAUGCUAAUACUCGCAUGUUUUUGAGUUGUUUACUUGAAAACGAAAGUAGGGUGUUUAUUCUGCGGACCGCUUUCUGAAAUGCGGCAAUAUGAGGGUAUCUGACUUCAGUUGACUUGCAUUUCACUGCAUACUAUUCAGCACCCCUUUUUCUUUUCGUUUUCUUGAAGCAAAUGUAUGGAUAUCUUGUGGAAAAUAGGUCUACGACGGAGUGAAAAUCUAGAAACUGUAACAAAAUUGUUCUGAAGUAGCUGAAUUUUAUAUGAAACAAUAAACAAUUUCUUUUAUUGGUAUAUAGCCUUAAUUGGUCAAUUCAGAGUUGUUCCCCUUAGAUUUUCUUGGGUAGGUACCAUCUCUAAAGAUUAUGUUCAUAUUUUUCCUACUAAUUGGGAAUCGUAAAUUGAUAGUUUUCAUGUACUUCUGUCUUUGCAUUUUGACUUUUAAUAUAACAUAGUUUAAAACUUGGUAUUUAUCACAGAGUUACAAUACUUACCUUUACCAUAGACGUACGAAUCGAAAUUUUUUCUACAAUGUAGAAUUUGAUUAAACUCUGAUUUUUCAAAACUUCAGGAUAUACUUAGAAAAUCCAGCAAAUAAAAAGAUAGGGUCAUUUGGUUGUUAUUUGGCUAGUCUGGUUUGAAAAAAAUUUGCAAAUUUCAAUAAUGGGAGUGUAUGCGAAGAUCAUAUAACGUUCAUUUCAUUUUCGCGAGUAGAAAUUUCCUACAAUGCAUAUUUCAGUGAAACUUCUCACAUUUGUAAAUAAACAUGUUACCUGGUACAAUAAUGUAGUUACUUUGCCGGCCGAUCAAUACUAAUCGAGAACUCUAGUAUAACAGAAUAAAAUAGACAGCGUUUUUUUCUGUGGGAUGUAUCAUGGAUGUUCUCCGGACCGUUAAGUUUGGGAAUGAUCAUCAUCCGGAAAGUUUGCAUGCUGUGAUGCAUUUCACAGGCAUCAUACUGGCCAAUUCUGUCUGUUCAAAAUGUAAGAUAUCUUUGUUGUAUUCUGCUCUAUCCUGUAUCUUUGAUAGGUCAGUUAAUGUUUUACGAUAUUGUAGUUUGUUUCAUGUUUUGAUCUGCUUACCUUUAAUUUAGAAUGCUAGGUACCUUAUUACUGUAAUGUAAUUUUAAAUUCUUUUUUAUAUUAGUUCAAUUAUCAUUUUUAUUGAACAUCAUAUAAAUGUUUUAUGUAAAGCACUUUGGAACGUAUUUUUAUAUGAAAGAGUGCUAUAUAAUUGUGGUAUAUAGUAGUAAUAAUAAUGACAUAUAGCCUAUAAUGUGGUGAAAUAAAAUGUAUAUGUCCACGUGCUUAUGUUUGAAAUAUUUGUCCAUGAUUAAGUGAACAUCAUAUUUCACGCUACUUUUAAGACAUCAUUUGAAUUCUUUAACGUGUCAGAUGACUUAAUAUCAUAUUUAAACUUUAAAUAGAUUGUUACAGUGCCAUUUUGAUAAAUCUUCACACAGGUUGAUUUUAUUUCACAAAACGUUUUAUUUUCAUUUCCAUACAGGCUUUCUAGAUAAAUGACGUAACGUCAUCACUUCCGAUUUAACAAACGUGCAGAUCAGUCUCAAUAUUUCUGUUUGUAAAUAAUGUUUAUUUUAUAUGCAACAUGAAACAUUAAUGCAACAAUUUAUAACCCACGACGAAUAAGCUGUUUUGUGAUUAAGGGGAGUGUAUUUUGAAAGAUAUCUAAUUUCCAGUUGUAUACAAGUUAUGUGCAAAAGGUUGGUACAACGGCUUGUUGAUUACUAUAUUUGUUAUGAAAUUAAAAGAAAAUCUCUGCUCUAUAUUUAUCUUUAAGUUUCAUGAAGAUCCAUUAAUAGAUUGUUGUUUUGUUUGAAUUGAUAAUUUUAAAAAGCUAAAGGGCAAUUACUGAACACAUUCUGAUGAAAGACUCUAUAAUGAUCUAUAUUUGUAUUAAAUGUCAUUAAAUUGAAUAAAAACAUUACUUUAAA
Messenger RNA from Mercenaria mercenaria, 7289 nucleotides. Its product is annotated as protein draper-like. Bases 147 to 2621 code for a protein of 824 amino acids. Lineage: Eukaryota; Metazoa; Mollusca; Bivalvia; Venerida; Veneridae. The record is from RefSeq and is a predicted model, not a curated record. Gene Ontology annotation, molecular function: scavenger receptor activity. The transcript is spliced from 18 exons.